GGUACAUAUAAAUGCUCUACUAAAAGGAGUGGGUGGGAAGUUUAGCCUGAAGGAAUAAACUGAAACAGCGAGUCAGUGGAAAUCUGAGAUAUUAAAUACACCCUCUGCUAGUUUAGUUCCUCCAUUUAACUUGUUACUAAGGAGAACGAACGCACAAAGGGGGCAAAGGAUUACAUAGUGUUUCUAGAGAAACAGGAACAAUGAGUGACUUUGAGUUGGACGAUGCUAUAACAGACACUGAUGCCCAAAACGUGAAUACCAACUAUCCCUACAUGGGUAUUCCUGUUCCAUAUACUUUACCACUGCAAGUUGGAAUUCUUCAUGGUUUAGAAAUUCAGAUUUGUGGUGACGUGAAGCCUGAUGCUGGCAGAUUCACCUUUGAUUUUCGCAAAGGCAAUGAUAUUGCAUUCCAUUUCAAUAUACGCUUUGAUGACUCAGAAGGAAAAGUUGUUGUGAGAAACUCGUGCUUAGGUGGACACUGGGGUAAUGAAGAAAGAGAUGCCCCCUUAUUCCCAUUUGUUCAAGGACAGAGAUUUGAGGUUCGAAUUCGAAGUACUGACCAGAAUUACCAGGUGACAGUGAACGGGCAGCAUUUUAUUAAUUACAACCAUCGAAUUCAUGAACUAAGUGAAAUCAAAGCAUUGUAUGUUCAUGGUGACCUCCUCCUUCACCAAGUUAAUCCAUACAUGACUUAACUGUUGGAUUUCAGUAAAUACUUCAUCACUGAAAAACAUCUAUUAUAAUACCACACAUUGUGCACAGUGCAAGUUUUAUUAAUUAACUUCAUAUCCUGAUGUUUAUUUUUAGUCAAGUCCAUUCUUCGUUCGAUUAGUUUACUGUACUUCAUGUUUAUUGACAGUUUAAAUAUAGCACAUCACAACUGGAUAACUAUCCAUGGUAUUAUGGAGUAGUAAGGCUAUGUAUUUGAAGGUCAUAAGUCAACAUACUUGAGGUAUCUGAAAUAGUUUAACAUAUUGUCUAUUAAAAUGUCUGCAUGUGACAAACAUUAUUUUUGUUUUAUUACUUCUGGGAAAUGUUUUCAAUUGUGUAUGUUUCCUGUGGCUGACAUUGUAAUAUGUUUUUUCUUCUCUCUGUCAGAGCUAAUGGCUCUUUGAAAUGAGAGGGUAGAGACUGAUAUGGAGGACUAGGAAAGAUUUGUUUAUACUAAACACUGCUGCCAGUUUUGAGUAGAUUUUGGAGUUUGUAAUCUGGAGAUUUACUGAGAAGGUGCUAAACAAAAGCUUGUUUCAUCAAAGGCAUUUUGCCUUGCACAGUUAUUUCCUUUUGUGUGGCGUUCUACUCAGAAGGUUCUAAAGAUAAACUUUUGCAUUGCA
Messenger RNA from Protopterus annectens (West African lungfish), 1334 nucleotides. Its product is annotated as galectin-3-like. NCBI's taxonomy places the organism in Eukaryota, Metazoa, Chordata, Ceratodontiformes, Protopteridae. Gene Ontology annotation, molecular function: laminin binding; IgE binding; carbohydrate binding. Gene Ontology annotation, biological process: positive regulation of calcium ion import; positive chemotaxis; neutrophil chemotaxis. Gene Ontology annotation, cellular component: nucleus; immunological synapse. The transcript is spliced from 6 exons. Bases 201 to 695 code for a protein of 164 amino acids. The record is from RefSeq and is a predicted model, not a curated record.